This is a messenger RNA of Solanum pennellii, 2013 nucleotides long. Its product is annotated as cytochrome P450 86A22. The record is from RefSeq and is a predicted model, not a curated record. Gene Ontology annotation, molecular function: monooxygenase activity; heme binding; oxidoreductase activity, acting on paired donors, with incorporation or reduction of molecular oxygen. Lineage: Eukaryota; Viridiplantae; Streptophyta; Magnoliopsida; Solanales; Solanaceae. Bases 152 to 1816 code for a protein of 554 amino acids. The transcript is spliced from 2 exons.
AUCACUUUAUUUUCUUUUUCUUCUCUGUCACACACAACUCCUCUCUUUUCUCUCACUUCACAUUUUUUUUUUCCUUUUGAAAAAAUAGUUAUCUUUUUAUUGAUUUUGUUAAAUCUCCAAGUAUUAACACAACCAUUCUUUUAAGGGCAAAAUGGAUAUAUCAACGGGUAUGAUGAUUGUAGCAAUUGUAGUGGCCUAUUUACUUUGGUUCAAGUCCAUCACAAAAUCCAUGAAAGGGCCCAAAGGCCCAAAAAUUUGGCCCAUUGUUGGAAGUUUACCCGGCCUGCUAGAAAAUGGUAACCGGAUGCAUGAAUGGAUCGCCGAAAAUCUUCGGGUCUGCACCGGUACAUACCAAACAUGCAUAUGUGCAAUUCCCUUUUUAGCCCGGAAACAAGGUCUCGUGACGGUCACGUGCGAUCCAAAAAAUUUAGAACAUAUUUUGAAGGUUAGAUUUGACAAUUACCCUAAGGGUCCUACUUGGCAAGCUGUGUUUCAUGAUUUGUUAGGUGAGGGUAUCUUUAAUUCAGAUGGUGACACGUGGCUAUUCCAGCGCAAGACUGCUGCGCUAGAAUUCACCACGCGGACCUUGAGGCAAGCUAUGGGUCGGUGGGUGAACCGAGCUAUUAAGAAUAGGUUUUGCCCGAUUCUUGAAAUGGCUCAGGUUCAGGGCAAGCCGGUUGAACUUCAGGAUCUUCUCCUGAGGCUCACAUUUGAUAACAUUUGUGGUUUGACUUUUGGUAAGGAUCCUGAGACGCUCUCUCCAGGGUUACCUGAGAAUAAUUUUGCCACGUCAUUUGAUCGAGCCACUGAAGCCACGUUGCAUCGGUUCAUUAUACCUGAGUUCGUCUGGAAGUUGAAGAAAAUGCUAGGACUUGGAGUUGAGGUGAGCUUGAGCCGUAGCUUGAAACAAUUGGACAAUUACAUGACCGAUAUCAUCAAUACACGUAAGCUCGAGCUAAUGAAUCAUCAAAACGGUGGGCCCCAACAUGAUGACUUGCUCUCUAGGUUCAUGAAGAAAAAAGAAUCAUAUUCCGACAAAUUCCUCCAACACGUGGCACUUAAUUUCAUCCUAGCUGGACGUGACACAUCAUCUGUCGCGUUGAGCUGGUUCUUUUGGCUUGUCAGUUUGAACCCGAGAGUGGAGGAGAAAAUACUCAUCGAGCUGUGCACAGUCCUAGUGGAGACACGUGGCAACGACACAUCAAAGUGGUUGGAAGAGCCCCUAGUGUUUGAAGAAGUUGACCAAUUGGCAUACCUCAAGGCAACAUUAUCUGAAACCCUAAGACUUUACCCAUCGGUGCCAGAGGACUCAAAACAUGUCAUUUCUGAUGACUAUUUACCUGAUGGCACAUUCGUGCCAUCAGGUUCAAAUAUCACAUAUUCCAUAUACUCCACCGGUCGAAUGAAAUUCAUCUGGGGAGAAGAUUGCUUAGAAUUCAAGCCAGAACGCUGGAUGUCAAAAGACGGUAACAAGUACCAAGUUCAAGAUGCAUUCAGAUUCGUGGCAUUCAAUGCUGGACCAAGAAUUUGUCUAGGCAAAGACUUGGCAUAUUUGCAAAUGAAAUCAAUAGCAGCAGCAGUGUUGCUCCGCCACCGCCUCGCGGUGGUACCGGGCCACAAGGUGGAGCAAAAAAUGUCAUUGACAUUGUUCAUGAAAUAUGGUCUAGUUAUGAAUGUUAACCCUAGAGACUUGACUCCAAUUCUGGCCAAAAUUGAGAAAUUUUGCAAAAUUGACCAUUCUUGUGGUGGAGAACAUAUGAUUAAUAAUGGUAUUAAUCAACCAGGAGCCACUGCAGUAAAUGGAAUUGCAGCUUGAAGAUUUAUAAAUCUUGCAAGUGAAAAUCAUAUAGUAAAAAAUAACUAUAUAUAUAUAGUAAAAAAGGUUAUUUUCAUAACUACUAGAUCAUAUGAAAUGUGGCUAUAAGACAAAUAAUGUCUACCAGGCUUUAUUUAAACAGUAGACCUGAUAUAUAACUUCUUUUUUCCCAAAAUUAGAUUACAUUUUUAACCUUU